Cetraspora pellucida is the source of this 225-nucleotide messenger RNA. Lineage: Eukaryota; Fungi; Glomeromycota; Glomeromycetes; Diversisporales; Gigasporaceae. The record is from the annotation of a GenBank genome assembly.
AGUUGGAUCAACGUUGAGUUAUUAGUUAAAUUUAUUGCUGAAAUUAAAAAAAUUACGAAGGUAUUUAGAGGGAUCGAUGCUAAUUUUGAAAUAUUAGCCAAUCGUCUUGAUAUUGAAGCCCCAUUAGACCCAUUAAUUAGAAAAGAAGAAUUUUAUCAAAAAUUUAUUCAUUUCAAAUUAUCUGAAAUAUUGGCGCGCUGGUCAGCCAUUUCAGAAUACUAUUAA